This is a messenger RNA of Manis javanica (Malayan pangolin), 1556 nucleotides long. The record is from RefSeq and is a predicted model, not a curated record. Lineage: Eukaryota; Metazoa; Chordata; Mammalia; Pholidota; Manidae.
CCUUCCCUCUGGUGUCGCCUGUUGCUCACUGUUCUAUAACAUUGUGUUGCAGCAAGAAAAGCAAUGAGGAAUGGCAUAUCCCCCAUAAUUAUUGAUAAUACCAACCUCCACGCCUGGGAAAUGAAGCCCUAUGCCGUCAUGGCGCUUGAAAAUAACUAUGAAGUUAUAUUCCGAGAACCUGACACUCGCUGGAAAUUCAACGUUCAAGAGUUAGCAAGAAGAAACAUUCAUGGCGUCUCAAGAGAAAAGAUACACCGGAUGAAAGAGCAGUAUGAGCACGACGUCACCUUCUACGGCGUGCUGCACGCGGAGAAGCCGAGCCGAGCGGGCAGGGCGCGGGACAGGACGGCCGCCUCGCCGCCCGCCGCCGCGGGGCUCUGGGGCGCCUGCGCCCGCGUCCCGCGCCGCGCAGCUCCCGGGGGCUGCCCGCAGCCCAGCGCCUUCCGCAGGAGGGGCGGCUGCCACCACGGAGCUGUAAUUCCAGUGCAGAAGUGAUGUCCCUCGCCAACAGGUGUCCGGCAGAGCGACGCUACGUGCAGAGUCUGAUGUGCGGAAUUCUGCAGAGCCGAGUAAACAAAGCCUCUAGGGAAAGAACGGAUUUGAAACUGAAACCUGAAAACCGAAGAACAUGACCAGCCCUCCAGGUUCAUAAAUGAAAUAAAGUGUUUAUAAUAUAUCUAUAAGCUUCAGGACCACUUUGUCUGAAGUAAUCUAUUUUUUCAGGAAAUUCAUCUCUAUCAGGAACCUGGGAGAGGUGGGGAAGGCGAGGUGGGCGGCAGGAAACAUUUUAGUGCCAAUGCUACUUGGAUAAUCCUCGUGUCAACAACGUGAGCUGGGUGGCUGUCACGGGGAAUAUGGAUUUUUCUUUACAAUGAAUAUGCUAGAAAGAAACACCUAACUGAAUAUUGUCCUUCGAAGUGGAUACUUUGGGAAAUUAUUCCUUUAUUCUAGCGAUGUAUUGUUAAAAAUGUCUAUUGGAUUCUUCUUAAGUAUACAAGUAGUGUCAUUAUUUAAAGUCAUACCUUGUGUUUUAACUACCACUUUACUGAACAGGAUUAAACCUGAAUGACUUUUGGCUGCUGUGCUAACAGCAUAAAUAAAACAAGCCUGCCUUUAUAAAAUAUCAAUUUUUAAGAUGAAUAAUUAAGCGAUUUAAAAAAUCAUGCCUAUAAAAAAUAUGGGAUCAAUUGGCAGCCCAAAUAUUUGGGAAUGCAAGGGAUUAAUCCCAGGAUAUAAAUCAUAUAGGAAUGUGUAAAAGCCAUGCUCAUUGUGAGAUGGGCAGUCUUGGUGUUUUAUGUGGCAUUAUUUAAGACACUAAAGUUCAACCACAACUCUGGAAUGGCCCUCUUAUAUAAGUAAUUCAUGAACCCAAAUUAAAUCUCAGCAGGUUGGAGUAAGAUUCAUUUGGUGUGAGAUCACGAUAGCUGACCAUGUAGGAUAUGUUUUAUUUCUUGUUGGCCAACAGCUUCUUUCUAAUGUUUUGUGAAGUAUUAUUUUAAGUGUCCUAUAUAAUGGUGCUUUUAUGGUUAUUAAAAAUUAUGUAUGCUAUUGCUUUA